Hevea brasiliensis (rubber tree) is the source of this 2107-nucleotide messenger RNA. RefSeq names its product CBS domain-containing protein CBSX6. The coding region runs from base 619 to 1890 and encodes 423 amino acids. Lineage: Eukaryota; Viridiplantae; Streptophyta; Magnoliopsida; Malpighiales; Euphorbiaceae. The transcript is spliced from 3 exons. The record is from RefSeq and is a predicted model, not a curated record.
UUAACUUAUUAUAUGAUAAAUAAAUAAUGAAAAAGACAAAUAAAAGCCACGUGAAACUGGAUUUGCGUGUUCUUAAUUUCCCGUAUUUAUUAUAAUGUUUAAUAAAUAGAAAAUCAGACCACUUCAGUUAUUCACCACUGUCAUGUCAUGGGCUUCUCCCUUCCGUUGUUCUUCAAUGGCUAAAUCUCUCUUCUUCUUCUUCAUCCUGUUUUCCCUACCCAUCAACACUAGCACCAAUCUUCUUCUUCUUCUCACUCUCCAUCGUUUGCCCAUUACCGGUCUUCACCUUCUCCUCAUGUUCCUUCACUCUCUUUUAUAGCUUUCACUCUCCUCGCCGGUUCUCCCGGUAACUUUGGAUACCCUCUUUCUUUCUGUUCAAUUCAUUCUUCAACUUUCUGGAGUACUAGAGGAGAAAGGAGACGCCUUUUUUAUAGACUAACUUUGCUUUAUUCAUUCCCAGGUAAAAAUAGAAAAGCCCGAAGUGUAAUGGACAAAAUUUUCCAUCUCUACCCUCUUCUUACAAAGUAGUUAUCCAGGAUUCUGUUUGGUUGGAAAAGGUGAGAACGAAUAUUCAGCAAUAAUUCAAGAAUCAUCAAAGGCACCCAAUUGAGGCAGUUAAUGUCGAUGGCUUCGGUGUUUUUAUAUCAUGUCGUGGGAGAUCUGACGGUGGGAAAGCCGGAGGUGGUGGAAUUCUGCGAGACUGAAACGGUGGAAUCGGCGAUUCGGGCAAUCGGAGAGUUGAAGGAUUGUGGAAUUCCCGUGUGGAAGAGGAGAUCGCAUGUGGGUAUGAUUGAGAAUACCGAAAUGAGGCAACAGAGGUUUGUGGGAAUCCUUAAUUCUCUAGAUAUUGUGGCCUUUUUGGCUAGAGCUCAGUGCUUGGAGGAUCAGGAGAAGGCCAUGAAGACCCCGGUUUCUGAGGUGGUUGUUCCUGAUAACUCCCUAUUGAAACAGGUUGAUCCUGCAACAAGAUUGAUUGAUGCAUUGGAGAUGAUGAAGCAAGGUGUAAAGCGUCUUCUAGUCACCAAAGGCACAGUAUGGAAAGGCAUGAGUAAACGAUUCUCAAUCCUCUACAAUGGUAAGUGGCUCAAGAAUGUAGAUUCCAGCAACAACCUCACCAUCAACACCAGUCGCCCUUCCUUAUCUUCCGCUAGUUCCAGCCAUGACAAGUUCUGUUGUCUCUCUAGAGAAGAUAUCAUCCGUUUUCUGAUUGGUUGCCUUGGCGCUCUAGCUCCACUCCCUCUUUCCUCCAUCUCUGCUCUUGGAGCCAUUAACUUGAACUAUCAUUCAGUUGAGGCCUCGCUUCCAGUCAUUGAGGCUACACAAAAGCUAUCGCAAGACUCCUUCGCUGUUGCCAUUGUUGAGCCCAUGCCAGAUGGUCGCUGUAAGAUUAUAGGGGAAAUAUCAGCCUCCAGAUUAUGGAAAUGUGAUUAUUUGGCUGCAGCAUGGGCUUUAGCCAAUCUUUCAGCUGGGCAGUUUGUGAUGGGGGCAGAUGACAAUUUGACUACAAGAUCAUUUCCUGACUUUACAGUCAACUCAACAAAUGGCGAGAAUAAUAUGUUUAAUGAUGGUGGAUCAACAAGAGCAAGGAAAUUCAGCAGCAGGAGCAUUGGUUUCAAUCCAGGAAGCUCAAGUUUUGGAAUUGGCAGGAGCAUGUAUAGGGGCAGAAGUGCACCCCUAACAUGUAAACUUUCGAGUUCAUUGGCUGCUGUCAUGGCUCAGAUGCUGUCUCACAGGGCAACCCAUGUAUGGGUGACUGAGGAUAAUGGCGAUGAUGUUUUAGUCGGCGUGGUUGGUUAUGCAGAUAUUCUGAUUGCUGUGACCAAACCACCUUCAUCCUUUAUUCCUGUUAAUCGAUCGUCUGAGGGUUUUGCAGCUGAAGUUCUAAGUUGACUUUUAUUUAUUUGCUAUAUUUGCAUUUCCUGUGAUUGUAGUUAAGAAGCUUUACUUUAGCAGUUUUGGAGGGGUGAGGGAUUUAUGCUUAAUGGGGUUUCAUGUAAGUUUAUUGAUGAGUUGUAUAAUCUUGUAAUAGUAAAAUAAUGUUCAGAUGCAAUGUGUGCCUCUUGUAUACUCUUGAAUAAUGGAUUUUUAAAAAAUCUUUUUUCACCUA